AGAGGCAAGUGUUCAGAACCACAGCUCAAAGCAGCACUGAACACUGAGGCUGUGGCUGCACAUUUUCACCUCACCUCACUUCAUUCCCUUUACUUUUUUUCUGGAGCGGAUCAUCACUUGUCACUGAAGUAUUUGGGACUGAAGAUCCAGCAGAAUGUGCUUUUCUUUGCUGCUUUGUCGGUAGUUCUCACCACUGUUCCAUGCUGCAGAUGUUGGACCGUUUCAACUUUUGUGCUUUGAUUGUUGAGGCGAAUGUUGUAAAAAUUAGAGGUUUCGUUGCCAGCAUUGUUUUAUUACCUCUGCACGUCCACUUUGCCCGUGGGGCCUUAUUCAUUAGUAAGCACAAUCUACUUCAUCAAGUUACAGGCGGCUGCGGAGCUACGUGACUGCAGUCAUUCUCAGCAUUACUAAACCCGGACUGGAUGACUUGGAAAUUCCCAGUCAGCAUCUUCUUCUUCACUGAGUAGUUGUCGACUUUUUUUUUUUUUUUUUUUUUUUUUUUUUUUUGCUGGAUUGUUUUUUUUUAUUGCACUUCUGGAGCCACUAUACUACUCCUCUAGUUGCAGGGAUCGCGAAAUGAAACUCGGUUUUGUCAUCGAGACUGCGGUGGCGCUUUAUCUGCUGCUCUCACCUGCACAGUGUCUACCCCUGUCCAGCAUAAACAAUACAACUCAAGUCCUGAUGUUCCAAGAAGUCUGGGGUCGGAGCUUCUGUCGGACCAUUGAGAAACUGGUGGAGGUGGUGCAGGAAUACCCCACAGAGGUGGAGCACAUCUACAGCCCCUCCUGUGUGCCUCUGGUGAGGUGUUCAGGUUGUUGUGGGGAUGAAAACCUGGAAUGCCAUCCGACACAAACCACAAAUGUCACAAUGCAGUUGUUGAAAAUUAGACCAUCAGAACCAGGUCAAGAAUAUGUUGAGAUGACGUUUGUGGAGCAUCAGACAUGUGAAUGUAGAAUCAGGAAGCCUGUUGUGAAGGUGGAAAGGAAAAGGCAAAGAGGAAGAGGAAGGAAGAGGAAGGAGAAACAAAAACUGAAAGAAUGUGACAGGUGUCAGAUCCCUCGCAGGUAACUGCAGUGGCAACCCAACCUCCUGUUGCAGUGUGGCUCAACAUUAACUUCCAGUGCAGUGACGGCAUCAAGAGUCUCCUUCGAUCAUCUGUCAAUUCUGUGUCUGCAGCCAGAGGCUCAAACAGCUGGGUGGUUUUGCUGACAUGCCUUCCUGCUACUGGACAGGGCAUCUGUAAUGAAAAGGUUCAGUGGGUGUUGUGAUCGGUGGAAAUACUGUUGUUACACACCAGAAACAAUGGACAUCCCUGGGAGCCAGUGCAAUUCAGAACCAAACAGACUGAUGCCUUCUCAUUUACAUUAGUUAUCAUUAAAUGUAAUUCUGCUCUUUGGUUUUCUAUUUAAAGGCUCUUUUUUUUAAACAAGUUAUAUUUAUUGACACAGGUGAAUAUAUUUGGAACAGCAAACUUCAGAAGGUUUGUUGUCUUUUGUUCAGAAACCCAAAGAAGCUUUAGUAGUAAAAUGUAUUGGGCUGAGAAUGCAGCUGUUCUGCACAUGCAAUAAUGAAAUGUCUCCCUCUAGUGUUUGUGGAAGCAAUAAAACUGUUUGAAGCAAAACUAGCUUUAUUUUAGAUCAGACAAACAGGAUAAGACAAAGAUGCUGUUGUUAUUGUCAGUCAUCAAUCACACUUAGACACAUCAUCAGUUUAUUAUAAUAUCCAAACUAACAUUUAUAUUAGUUACAAUCUCAUAAAGGAUUUUACUGUAUGAGCCCCCUCUCCCUCCAUGACGUUAUGUGACCAGAAAUUAAUACUGACUUGUGAUGUAAUGCAAAACCUGAAUAUAAACAGUAUUUAUGAAAAAAGUGUAUCAACUAAUUUCAUGACAACAGAAGAUUAUGUAUGAAUAAAUGCUUGAGAUACAGUAUUUAAGCAUCAAAUAAAUGAAAUGGUUUCUCUCCUCCUCCCUGGUUAAGGAAGAGCAGGAGACAUUGUCGCAGAAGUUCCAUGUAAUAAAUUAACAAAAUCAGUACUGUGUGAAAUCUAAUGACAACCAUGAAUUACAGAUGCAGUAAGUGUAAUUUUGUUGAUAUAGUUAUGUUACUUCUAUGUGGUUCCAGGGCUGUAUUACAAAGCCGGCAAGAAGCGGACAGAUUUUUUUUUUUUUUUUUUUUUUAAUUUUAGAUCAAGUGCGCAGCAGGCGAAAGAGCUGAUGUGAGGCCCAGCUGGAAGUGGCAGAUCAAUAACCUGAAUCAAUCCUUUACUAUCAAUCACAACUCAUUUGGAAUAGAGCCCGUUCUAAAGUAUUAACCGCAAUUAUUUGUAAUCUAUUUUUUAAAUGCGGUUUAAGGUUCUUAAAUGAAAACUGUUUUGUACUUAAUGCACUUAAACAGCACAGAAGGUUCCCAUGAGCCUUCAACACAGGCGUCUUCCUCAAUCUGUUUUUGGAAACAGUGUGAUCAGGAGGUGUCAGUUUUAGGUAGUUUUGUUACAUGAUGGCAUAUUUCCAAUUUAUUACUCCGAGGAAAUCCCUGUGAACAUGUAAAAGAUGAAAAGUGUAAACUGUGUUCAAAUAAAGAGAGAAGAGUGUGAAUAAAACCA
Molecule: messenger RNA, 2604 nt
Organism: Sphaeramia orbicularis (orbiculate cardinalfish)
Lineage: Eukaryota; Metazoa; Chordata; Actinopteri; Kurtiformes; Apogonidae
Gene: pgfb
Product: placental growth factor b
Exons: 7
Coding region: 577-1068 (163 amino acids)
Biological process (GO): vascular endothelial growth factor receptor signaling pathway; induction of positive chemotaxis; vascular endothelial growth factor signaling pathway
Cellular component (GO): membrane
Molecular function (GO): vascular endothelial growth factor receptor binding; chemoattractant activity; growth factor activity
Source: RefSeq, a predicted model, not a curated record